Messenger RNA from Salvelinus sp. IW2-2015, 401 nucleotides. RefSeq names its product secretion regulating guanine nucleotide exchange factor (gene sergef). The record is from RefSeq and is a predicted model, not a curated record. NCBI's taxonomy places the organism in Eukaryota, Metazoa, Chordata, Actinopteri, Salmoniformes, Salmonidae.
ACCACUGACGUAUGUAAACAACUACUUUACAGCAACACGGUGUACUGUCGUACAUUGCAUUUAUUUUGCAUCCCAUGCCAUGGAUACAAGCUUGCUGGCAGAAUUAUGUGUCUACACGUGGGGAACGAACAGCUACUGGCAGUUAGGACAGGGCCAUGUGGAAGACCGGUCAGUGCCCAGGCUCGCUGAUGGAGCCCUACAGAUGGGCACGGUGCGCCAACUCAGUGGAGGUGGUGGGCAUUCUGCUGUGGUCUCUGAGAAAGGAGAGCUGCUGGUGUGUGGGCAGAACCACAGAGGUCAGCUGGGACUGGUCACAGUUUAGAGGUCCCACCUUUCAACUCUGUCCUCUCAUUGGUCAGAGGUUGCACACGUGUCCUGUGGUUGGGAUUUCACACUCGUCC